UGUUUGAAUGAAGCUAAAGACAAUAAUUGAAUUUAAAACGAAAAGAAGAACACAAUUUUCAACUCGCUUGACAAGUAGUACAAACCGCCGAGAAAAAAGUGAAAAGAAAGACAAAUAAAGCAAUUUUAAAAAUAUUUUUGUAAAAAUAUAUAAAAUGGGAUUUUGGAAUGUAAAGUUGUUUGGCACAGCAGUUGCUGGUCUCAUAACUGCUUUCUGCACGGCUGGUAUUUUGAGAUGGGGAGUUCUAGUCUAUAAAUGUAACGAAUCCAAAUCCUGGCAAACAUUCUCAGACUGGGUUUUUAACGUUUACAAUAUAGCUCUGGGUGGUGGAUGGUUUAUUAAUCGAAGAAAAAAUGAAGAUAAUUCGGAAUUAAUAGCCCCACUCUCCUUUGCAUUUGCUUUGUUAACUUCAAUUGGUUUGAUUGCUUCGCUGAUGUUUAUUUGUGGAUUGCGUCGGAAUCGCCUGAAAUUAGUAGCUCCAUUAGUCUACUUGACUGCUGCCGGCAUAGUUUUCACAGCCAUCACAGCUUUGUGCUCGUAUACCGCGAAUUUAAUGAUUGUCCCAACUGUUGUCCAUGCUGCUUUAGAAUUUCUAAUACAUUGUGUGAUCAUAGGCUUGGAAAUAAUUGUAUUCUCACCUUUGUAUUUGGUAUAUCGACAAAUGCGUAUUCCCAAUCUACACCACGAUCAUUAUUUGUUGAGAACGAAUGAGCCUGUUUUGAAAUCGACAUCGGUCUACCGUGGAUCCAUUUAAGCUAGUUUUAUUUCUAACAUUAUUGUAGAAUUAAAAUUUAGUGUAAAAUUAUAUUUUUCAUUGAAAAUAUAUAAACGAAUU
Molecule: messenger RNA, 835 nt
Organism: Musca domestica (house fly)
Lineage: Eukaryota; Metazoa; Arthropoda; Insecta; Diptera; Muscidae
Exons: 5
Coding region: 155-754 (199 amino acids)
Source: RefSeq, a predicted model, not a curated record